AUGGAAAUCACUGCUCAAAAAUAUAAUAAUGAGAAUAUAGUUAAUUAUUUACAGCAUUUUUAUAAUAACAAGGAAUCAUGGGCAAAAGCAUUUGUGCUAAAAUUAUUUACAGCAGGAAUAUUGUCGACAUCUCAGGUUGAAAGCUAUAAUUCAAAAAUUAAAAAGCUAAUUUUUAAUUCAAAUACAACAAUAUUAGAGCUUGUAGACAAAUUAACAGCAUACAUUCUUGAGGAAGAUAAAAAAACAGAGUAUACUUUAUUUCGUGCUUCAGUUCCUAAAACUGCCUUAGUUGCAACAGCUGAUACUAUUCUUCCAAAUAUUUGUAAAAUAUUGCGAAAGUAUUUAACUGUAGAAAUAUUAAAGAUUCAGGAGGAUCAGAUAAAACAAUUACUGCAAUAUCAUGCUAUAAUAGUAACACAAAGUGAAUUGCAAAGAUAUCGUGCAGUCAAUUUUAAUGAUCCUACUAUAUUUGAAAAUAAAAGUUAUACUGAUAUUAUUGCCAAAGCGAUUCUGAAUCUUGUUAAUAAGAAUAAUAUUGUUGAAAUUAAUGACUCAAAUCAUAAACCAUUUUUAAUUGCACAAAAAUUUGAGACAGAACAAUCAGUAACAAUAAGUUGUGAUAAUUUAGUCUCUUAUCUUAAUGCUUUAGUUCAAGAUACUACAGGCAUGGGUAAAGCAAGAGUAGCUUUAAUAGUGGCUGUUCAACGACAUAAUUACAAUUUUAUUACUAUUCUUGACAAAUAUUUGAAUAAUUGUCAAGAAGAAACAUCAUCUAAUAGUGAAAGUGAGAUAGAUUCUAAUAAUGAAGUUGAGUCUGAUAGUACAAUCAAAAAAGGAAUGUUAGAUCCAAAAGAAUUAGUAAAUCCUUGUAAACGUAAAAGAAAAGGACAGCCUAAGGGUACAGAUAGAAUGCGGCAUUCAGGUGAGCCACCAAAAAGAGCAAAGCGCAAAUUGCAUUGUAAAGUUUGUGGAGGUAUUGGCCAUAAUCGAGCAACUUGUUCUCAAAGACAAAAAUCAUAG
Messenger RNA from Scutellospora calospora, 1020 nucleotides. Lineage: Eukaryota; Fungi; Glomeromycota; Glomeromycetes; Diversisporales; Gigasporaceae. The record is from the annotation of a GenBank genome assembly.